Messenger RNA from Merops nubicus (carmine bee-eater), 368 nucleotides. Its product is annotated as voltage-dependent L-type calcium channel subunit alpha-1C-like. Gene Ontology annotation, biological process: calcium ion import across plasma membrane. NCBI's taxonomy places the organism in Eukaryota, Metazoa, Chordata, Aves, Coraciiformes, Meropidae. Gene Ontology annotation, cellular component: voltage-gated calcium channel complex; membrane. The record is from RefSeq and is a predicted model, not a curated record. The transcript is spliced from 3 exons. Gene Ontology annotation, molecular function: high voltage-gated calcium channel activity. The annotation marks the transcript as partial.
AUGCAGGACGCUAUGGGCUAUGAGUUACCAUGGGUGUAUUUUGUCAGUCUGGUCAUCUUUGGAUCCUUUUUCGUUCUAAAUCUGGUUCUUGGUGUGUUGAGCGGGGAGUUUUCCAAAGAAAGAGAGAAGGCUAAGGCUCGGGGUGAUUUCCAGAAAUUACGAGAAAAACAACAGCUAGAGGAAGAUUUGAAGGGAUACUUAGACUGGAUAACCCAAGCAGAAGAUAUUGACCCAGAAAAUGAAGAUGAAGGCAUGGAUGAGGAGAAGCCUCGAAACAUGAGCAUGCCCACCAGUGAGACCGAGUCCGUGAACACAGACAACGUCCCUGGAGCAGAUAUUGAAGGCGAAAACUGCGGUGCUAGGCUGGC